Ananas comosus (pineapple) is the source of this 3558-nucleotide messenger RNA. RefSeq names its product probable ubiquitin-conjugating enzyme E2 23. The transcript is spliced from 8 exons. The record is from RefSeq and is a predicted model, not a curated record. Bases 239 to 3223 code for a protein of 994 amino acids. Lineage: Eukaryota; Viridiplantae; Streptophyta; Magnoliopsida; Poales; Bromeliaceae.
UUGCGACACAUUAUAUGUCGGACUCGUGUCUCGACCCUGCUUCAACCCUAAACCCUAGAAUCGAAAUCCUCAUCGGGGAUUUAUUAGUUUUGGCGAAGGACGACUCUUUCGAUCUUCUCGUGAAUCGCGCGCGUGGUUUGAUUUUGCAGCUGAUUAAUUGCGUUCUUAGCACCCGAGGUUCAGGUUAUUACACUUUUUCAUUCACGUAUUCACGCAAUUCUUAACCCGUGAGAAUACGAUGACGAAGGCGCCAAAAGGUUCUGGACGUAGAGCCAAGAAAACCCUAAAAAAGGCAGAGGUAAUGGAAAGCGCAGCAGAGAAGCCACUUAUUUAUAGAGAUGAUGUUGUCAAGUGCGGAAAGUAUGGGGAUGUACUUGGAAUUGUGAUGGAAGCAGCCGGCGACUACGAUUCGUAUGACAGCUCGGAUGACUAUGAUGAUGAUGAGGAUGAAUAUUAUUGGCACGGCACGCGUGGCGGCGGUGGAGGAGGCGGCCGUGGCCGCGGUGGCGGUGGUGGUGGUUUUGAUGGUAGUAACAUGGAUUAUGACGAAGAUGACGAUGUUCUACCGGACGGCAAGGCUGCAGUUAGAUGGACAGACGGAUAUGAGACGGUGGAUGAUAUGACUGAUAUUACUGUUAUCGACAGGAAUUUUGUGCUCGGAGAUGUGGUUGCUUCCGCUUCAGACCCGACGGGUCAGUUGGGAGUUGUCAUGGAUGUUAAUAAAAUAGUUGAUCUUAAAGCAGCAAACGGGGAUAUAAUAAAGGGUGUAUCUUCGAAGGAUCUUACGUGCAUAAGAAAAUUCUCUGAGGACGAUUUUGUGGUCAUGGGACCUUGGCUGGGCCAGGUGGAGCAAGUUUUUGAAAAUGUGACUGUGGCGUUCGAUGAUGGGUCUGCUUGUAUAGUUUACAGGGCCGACAAUUCGGAACUGCUUCCGGCUCAGGAGCCACCGUUUGAUGAAACUAAUUGUCCCUUUUACCCUGGACAGCGUGUUCGGGCCGCCUCACCUUCGUUUUUCAAACAUUGUAAGUGGCUUUCUGGUUUCUGGAAGAAAAGUUUUCGUGAAGGUACCGUCGUCAAAUUGGAAACAGAUUCAGUUGAUGUCUAUUGGAAGGAAUCGGCGUACCGCGGCACUGACACUGACCAAGUGGAUUUUCCUGCUAAAUCGCAGAAGCCAAAGAACUUGGCUGUUUUAUCUUGUAUUUCUUAUGCCGAUUGGCAACUUGGUGACUGGUGUCUUCUUCCGUCACCCCCACAAACUGCUUCAUAUGGUAAUGAUGCUUCAACGAGUGUAGAACUAACAGAAAGCUCAGGCGUUCCCUUGAAUAUUCCUGAGGCAGGGCAAACAAUUAAAGGAAAGAAAGCUGAGUCAAGUGGCGUGGUUAGCACAGAUGCCUCAUGUGUUGAGUUAGGUUCUGGUCAUAUAGUGGAUGGUCCUUGCAGAAUUGAAAAGAAAGGUAAACAAGUGGAUGAAAGUUCAAGCAAUAAAUCGGGUGAAAAUAAGGAAUCUGAACAUAUAAUUUCAAAAGAACCCGCUGAACACAAAAAGCAGCAUAAAGUCCGCUCCAGGAGAGCCGAAAGGAAACGUAAAAGGGACAAGAAGUUUGAGUCAGCACUUUGGAUUGUGAAUACCAUGACAAAGGUUGAUGUAGUAUGGCAAGAUGCAACGAGGGAGUAUCAACUGGAUUCAACAUCUCUAAUCCCAAUUCGAAAUCCAAACGAUCAUGAAUUCUUUCCUGAUGACUACGUUGUGGACAAGUCAUCAAAUGACGUGGACAAUUCUUCUGAAGGACUGCGGGUUGGUAUUGUGAGGAGAGUGAAUUCGAAGGAGCGAACCGCUUGUGUCCGGUGGCUUAAGCCGGUGUCAAAGCCUGACGAGCCCAAGGAAUUUGAUUGCGAGGAAGUGUUGAGUGCAUAUGAACUGGACGGUCAUCCAGACCAUGAUUAUAAUUACGGUUAUGUUGUUGCUCGCUUGCCUUCAGUUUCAAAUUCUAGUGAAACAGCCAAUUUUGGAAGUAUUGUGGAGAACCAGGAUGAAUCCUCUACAAAUUUCACUAAUUUGUCUUGGAUUGGAAAUAUUAUUGGCUUUCAAGACGGUGAUAUUAAAGUAAAAUGGGGCGAUGGGACGGUAUCGAAGGUUGGACAUCAUGAAGUUUAUGUGGUUUAUGAAGAAGAUGAUGAAGAAUGGUCUGAAAGUGAAAGUUUUGGUAGUGACAGCAGUGCUAGUUGGGGAACAGCUGCAGAAGACAAAAUGGAAGUCGAUGAUUCUGAAAAGGAAGUUGAUCAGAAAACCAGAGACCUGGUCCAUGGAGAAAAUGAUGGAGCCGCUGAAGAGAAAGAUGAACUAAAGACUAAGGAUUCCUUCAAACACUUUGAUAUUGCUCAAAACCCUGUUGACCAUCAUUUUAUCACAGGGAAUGGGGAGGGUAUGAGUGGAAGGAAGUGGACUAAAAAAGUUCAGCAGGAAUGGAACGUUCUUGAGAAGGACCUACCAGAUGCUAUUUAUGUCAGAGUAUUUGAAGACCGUAUGGAUCUUAUAAGAGCAGUAAUAGUUGGCGCCAGUGAAACACCGUAUCAAGACGGCCUUUUCUUUUUCGACUUUAAAAUCCCGCCUGAAUACCCUCAAGUUCCACCAGUAGCCUUCUACCAUUCCGGUGGAUUAGAAUUAAACCCUAACUUAUACCCUGAUGGGAAGGUUUGCUUAAGCCUUUUACAUACAUGGGAUGGCAAUGAUGGUGAACUGUGGGAUUCAUCAUACUCCACCAUCCUUCAAGUCCUCGUUUCGCUUCAGGGUCUGGUUCUCAACUCUAAGCCAUACUUCAAUGAACCAGGAUAUGAGAAGCAAAUUGGGAGCAGUGAAGGGGAGAAGAAUUCAUUGUCUUUCAAUGAGAAUACGUAUCUCAUGAGCUUGAGAUCGAUGUUAUAUCUCCUGAGAAGGCCGCCUAUGCAUUUUGAAGACUUUGUCAAGGACCACUUUCGUAAACGUGGCCUCUACAUUCUCAAAGCUUGUGAGGCCUACUUGGGCGGCUCUUGUAUUGGCUCGCUCACAGAAGAAGCUUGCACUACAGAGAAGAGCAGGGAGCAUUCUUGUUCGACCGGAUUCAAGCUAACGCUCGCUAAAAUUUUGCCACGACUAAUUUCAGCAUUAAGAGAGGUUGGAGUUGAUUGCCGCCAAUUUGAGCACCUAGAGAAGACAGAAAACCUUCAAAAUAUUAAGGAAAGCUAGAGCUGCUGCUGAGAGGUUUUGUCAUGGUAUUUGUUUUGCCGAGCAUGUAAAUACCCUGACGUUCUUUUGCAUUUUCAUUUUAUUGAAUUAUUUAGGUAGUCACAAUUUGAACUACAGCUAGUUGUCUUAUGCUCCUUCAUUUUUUUGCGAUGAGCACUCGUCAAUUCUAGGAUUUAAUUUAUAGUUAACUGGUGUCUCGCUGAGUUAUUGGAGCCAUAGGGUAGAGAUAUUUAUCGAUGUACGAAGAGGGAGAUCAAAUUUUUGGAGGGUGCCAUUCGUGAAUGCAUCUAAAUUUCAUUUUAUUAUAAUAGGGUGUUAUGGUUUGAUUAUUUUCA